AUGAAUGUUACAGGCCAAGUGAUCACUAUCCACAGCCUGUCUAAGUAUCGUUUCAAUAUCGCCUGCUUAUCGGAAGUCCGUCUUCCUCACUUUGGGUCUCGAGCAAUUAUUAAUCCAGGCUCGGAUCAGAGGUACUGGCUAUAUCAGUGUGAUGCUUCGGAUAACGCGGGGCAAAAUGGUGUAGCGAUUGUCAUAUCUGACAAGGCCCAUUCAGCUUUUAUUGAGUGGAAACCAGUAAACGACCGUAUGGCCUAUGCCCUUUUAAAGGGUAAUUUAUGCAAUAUCUCGGUUAUCAAUGUCUAUGCUCCAACUCUGUCGGCAGAUGACCGUGAUAAAAAUAAAUUCUGCGGAACUAUUAACAUCUCUACUAAUAACUAUUAA
Messenger RNA from Dracunculus medinensis (Guinea worm), 381 nucleotides. The record is from the annotation of a GenBank genome assembly. NCBI's taxonomy places the organism in Eukaryota, Metazoa, Nematoda, Chromadorea, Rhabditida, Dracunculidae.